CUGACUCCAGCUCCGCUCGGGACCGCUCGCUCGCACACAGACGCUCGCGGUGUGUCAGUGUGUGUCCGUGCUGUCAGUGAGCAGCGCUCGCCUGAUCGAAACGCCAGCAAUUAGUCAGCUCCAAUUAGUUCCUUCAUUAAGCACACACACACACACAGAGUGUGUUCAUCUGCGCUGCUGCUGCUUUCUCCUCCGACAACGACAGCUGGGAUGUGUGAGUAGAAAGCCCGCCAGGCUCCCCUGCAGCACCCAGAGGUGUCUCCAAACAUGGACAGGAUAGGGGUGUCAUUCCUGGACCCUCUGGAUGACUACGAGCUCAUUCACAGGAUCGGGUGCGGCACCUAUGGAGAUGUGUUCAAGGCUCGUAACAUCAGGACGUCUGAACUGGCAGCUAUCAAGAUCGUCAAGCUAGACCCUGGUGAUGACAUCACGUCCAUCCAGCAGGAGAUUACGAUGAUGAAGGAGUGCAAGCACAAAAACAUCGUGGCCUACUUCGGCAGCUACCACAGGAACACCAAGCUGUGGAUCUGCAUGGAGUACUGCGGAGGAGGGUCUCUUCAGGAUAUGUAUCAUGUGACGGGCCCAUUAAAGGAGAAACAGAUAGCGUACGUGUGCAGAGAAACCCUCCAGGGUUUGUAUCACCUGCACGAGACUGGCAAAAUGCACAGAGACAUAAAGGGAGCCAACAUCCUUUUGACAGAGCGAGGAGACGUGAAACUGGCUGAUUUUGGAGUGGCAGCAGAGAUCAGUGCCUCCGUUGCCAAAAGGAAGUCUUUUAUAGGAACUCCCUACUGGAUGGCUCCAGAGGUGGCUGCAGUGGAGAAGAAGGGAGGCUACAACCACCUGUGCGACAUCUGGGCCGUCGGCAUCACUGCCAUUGAGCUGGCCGAGCUCCAGCCGCCCAUGUUUGACCUCCACCCGAUGAGAGCGCUGAUGUUGAUGUCCAAGAGCAACUUCCAGCCUCCAAGACUAAAGGAUAAAUCCAAGUGGUCUGCUGGUUUCCAAAGCUUUGUGAAGAUGGCGCUCAUUAAAAGUCCCCGUAAAAGGCCCUCAGCUGAGACACUGCUGCAGCAUCCGUUUGUGACACAGCUGCUGACCCGUAACCUAAUCAUUGAACUGCUGGAUAUGGCCAACAACCCAGAGUUCCACACCACACACACCCACAGCAUGGACGACAACGAACUGGAGGUUGGGGAAGUAGCUCCAGACAAGAUUCAGUCGGCAGGGAAACACCUGCCUGUGGAGAGGACCCUGUCUGAAGAACAAUUCGACCAGGUGAAGUUUGGGCCUCCGCUGAGGAAAGUCACAGAGCCUUAUCCUGAUUUGCCGGGCUCCUAUGAUGAUGACUGGAGUCUGUCUGGAGAAGAAGACAACUCACCGAGCCUGUUGGAAUGUGUGGAGCAAGCUCUGCAGCUGAGGAGUUUAACCAUUAAGAGGGCGCCAUCUACUGAUGGAGGUAGGAAGAGUGGUCUCUUCAGCCCGUCUACAGCCUCCCUGCCGGCCUUCAGCUCUUUAACACCCAACACAGACAACAAAGACCUGACACUGAGGCCAAGCUGUACACUGGGCCCUGACACUGCCGUCGCUGCUGACUCCACCUCCACUACAGUGUUGGCAAGGUGCUCAGCCACACAGGACAUCAGACAGCGCUGCAGUGAUCCAUGUCUGCCUGCGGGGGACGCUGUAAUAGCAGAGAAGAGGAAGGUUACCUCUGUCACCUCUCCGAAAAGAGAGACACCACUAUCACCUGAAUGGAGCACACUGAGGAAAAAGACUGAGGACUCUAGGGCUGAUUGUCAUGGACUUCCUCCUACCCCUCAAGUCCAUAUGGGAGCCUGCUUCUCCAAAGUCUUCAACGGUUGUCCUCUUAAAAUCCACUGUGCUGCCACCUGGAUUUUACCCAAGACAAGAGAUCAGUACCUUAUUCUUGGGGCAGAAGAGGGUAUCUACAUAUUGAACCUUAAUGAACUUCAUGAAGAUACACUAGAGAAGCUGCUCCCUCAGCGAUGCACAUGGCUGUAUGUUAUGAACAAUGUGCUGAUGUCUGUAUCAGGGAAGUCUUCCCAGCUUUAUUCCCACAGUCUGACAGUUCUGUUCGAACAGAGAGGACAUCUGCAGAAGAAACACAGCAGUCUGUCACUCAGCACCAACCGGUUCACUGAGAGGAUCAACCCCAGAAAGUUUGCCAUAUCUGUGAAGAUUCCUGACACUAAAGGCUGUAGGAGAUGUAGCGUAGCAAGAAACCCGUACACAGACAGUACAUUUCUAUGUGGAGCAGUUCCCACAGGCUUGGUUCUACUAUUGUGGUAUGAGCCUCUGCAGAAGUUCAUGCAUCUAAAGCACAUAGCGAUUAAGCUGCCAGACUCUCUGCCAAUAUUUGAGCUGCUGGUGUUGGUGACGGAUGAGUUUCCCCAGCUGUGCGUUGGUGUGAGGGACUGUAGAAACGGGAAAGGCCCAACCAGCCAACAGCUCAAGUUUGAUAUCAUAGAGCUGAACAGCACGCCUAUUUCAUCACCAGAUGGUGGGGCACUCAGGGCAGCACAGGUAACUCAACUGGACAGAGACACUGUUCUCAUUGUAUUAGAAAAAACUGUUAAGAUUGUGAACCUGCGAGGACUUCCAUCCAAAGAGCUGACUGCUGAAAUGGUCUUUGACUUCCACAUUGAAACUCUGGUCUGCUUACAGGACAGUGUGCUGGCCUUCUGGAAGCACGGCCUGAAAGGGAAAAGCUUUCAUUCAAAUGAGGUAACACAAGAAAUUACAGACGAGAGUCGAGUAUUCAGAGUUCUGGGAACAAACAGGGACAUCAUCCUUCAGAGCACACCAACGGAUGACCCCUCUGCACUGAGUAACCUGUACAUCCUGACUGGACAUGAAAACAGCUACUGAGAUAAAAUGGCUGAACGUCUUCAAAACUCAGGCUGAAGAGAAGGAAAGUGCAGAUGUGUUCUAUAACCUGUAGUGGAAGUGAUGUCCUCCAACUGACGCUGUAGCAGACACCAGCACCAACUCUUUUCUGUGAAUGACCAGUGUCAGUGUUUGAUUGAGUUGCCUGUCUCAGACUCAAACUGUAAGCUGUUGGACAACAUGUAUAAGAGAGACAUAUCAACAUGUGAGUGGGUUUGCUAAUUAAAACCGCAAAAGCCGAGAUUUUAAUGUAAAAACAGUUCAUGUUACCGGCCUAAUUCACAGCAUCACUGCAGCAGGGGAGAUGUUCCCAUUCCUGAUGAUUGAGAUGUCAUAGAUGCUAUCAGUCUGGACCAUAGACUGUAGAGAAACGGAUGGAGCGCCUGUGGCAGCACACUCACUGAACGGAUGUCAUGAAGCUUUUAUUUAGAUUUACUGUUUACUGCUACUGACAGUUACCAGAACCAGAAACAUGUGGGAGUCAAAUGGGUGGAGCAACCCCAACAGCUGAGUGUGAUAGGCUGAGACACCUGUCAACCAAUCACAUGAAUCAACCGUAAUACCCCCUUAAAGGAAUUCCCGUAAUUUCCACAAAGACUCAAAGCAGAGGAGGUGAAUUUAGGACUUUUUCAAUGGAUUUCUGUGGAGUGACACGUUUUGGAGCCAUUCUUGGAACUGCAUUUUAAGACAAUUAGAAUUUUGCUUCAGCCUUUCACCAUAGUUACAGGGCGGCCAUUUUCCCUGAUCUCAGGGUUGGAAGUUCAAAUGUUCUGCUGCGUUCCAGGUUGCAGAUGGUAUCAAAAAUGUUAUCAUUUCACCCCUUUCUGAUUUAUCAGCAACUGAAAAGACCCUAGAUAAUGAAAAGCUAGAUAACAUAUUAGCCACCGCUGUGAUUUUACUUUCAUGUUGUAUUGUGUAACACUGUCAAACAGUAAUGUUAGCUGUUAUCUAACAUGUUGUUUGGCACCGUGUCUCUCUGGAUUCUCCCUGUCCAUUGUCUUUUCAGUUGCUGGUCAAUCAGGAAAAGGUGAAAUGUUAAUAAUUUGCAACCCGGAACCCACGACAUUUGAGUGUCCCACCUUGAGCAUGAUGUCAGAAGAAAAUGGCUGCCACAUGGAAACGAUGAAUUAAGAUAAAAAAUAGGGUUCCCUUUUUUUGACUACUGCCACCACCCGCUUAGUACCUCCUGCUCGAUCAAUACUGCACAUGUGCAACUGUCAACAUUAGCUUCUUCCAUCAUCAGCUCUAGAAAAAACUGUUUAGUUCAGAAUGUUAUUGAUUACUGUAAGAAUUCUGGAUGCAGUCUGAUUUGAUGUGGUGACUUGUAUGUUCAUCACAUCUACUGUGAGAUGCGGCUCAGAGCUGCACAUGGGGAGUAUGGAUCAGGCAGUGACACAUACUUCACACAGUAACGCUGCAUUCACAUUUUGAGUUCAUCGUAAUCACCCCUCUUUCUUAAAUGUCGUCAGCACUCAAUCCAUGAUUACAAUUGGAAAACAUUUUCUAUAGUCAUUCAAGGUGAUUAAAGCCAAAUGUCAUUGUUUAAUGUCAACGCUCAGUAUUUUUAGGCCUUACACAACCAACCAUCAACCAUCUUAAUGUGACAUAUGUCAAGGAACAAAUGAUUUUACCUGAGGGUUCUUCCUCACAAUGUAGUUUCUCAUACAAGGCUUGAUUGUUGAAAUUUCAACAAUCACAAUGUAUGAGGCUUUCACUGUCGGCUAUGUUAUGUAUGCUAACUCAAGAACUGACAAGGUGUUUAGAUAUUACUAGCCAGUACAAUAGUAAAUGCUCAUAUAUCGUAAAAAUGGUGUCAGGUUUUUGUUUUUUUUAAGACGGACAAAUAACUCUAGCCAUGUAUUUCUGAAAAUCACGUUUAAAUGUAUUUUGAAUAUUGAGAAUGUGCUAGCAUAGCUGCAUUUACAUUAUGUGCCACUGUGUUGAGAGAGAUGAUAAAUCCUGAUCAGAUUUGUGAGCAUAAGCAGUCCGUCCAUUGCUGUCAGCUGUCUAUUGGUACCAAACACAGCUCGUCCAUCUCCUUUUUAUUACUUCACUUACACACAGACUAAAUGUACAUUUGAUUCCAUGAGGUGCCAUAGAAACUGAAUGCCAUUGAAUUCUACUUCUGCUUAUUUGACUAAAAUGUAAAUUCCACUACAUUGCAGUUUUGUGUGUAAUGAUAUUUAUGGUAUUUAUGGAAAGGGAACUGUACAAGUAACACUCACCUUUCCCCGAGAGAUACUUGAAAGACAUAAUAUACGUAUGUAUGGAUUUCAUUUUCUUGUUACUGUGUAUAAAUUUUAUGUAUAUAACAACACAGUAUGCUCUUAUAAUAUGGAGGGGUUGUAAUAUGCCAAAUAAAGAUUUUAAUUUCCUUUCAAGCUGAA
Molecule: messenger RNA, 5294 nt
Organism: Larimichthys crocea (large yellow croaker)
Lineage: Eukaryota; Metazoa; Chordata; Actinopteri; Sciaenidae
Gene: map4k2
Product: mitogen-activated protein kinase kinase kinase kinase 2
Exons: 32
Coding region: 268-2889 (873 amino acids)
Biological process (GO): intracellular signal transduction; protein phosphorylation
Cellular component (GO): cytoplasm
Molecular function (GO): MAP kinase kinase kinase kinase activity; ATP binding
Source: RefSeq, a predicted model, not a curated record